Truncatella angustata is the source of this 1623-nucleotide messenger RNA. Its product is annotated as CrcB-like protein-domain-containing protein. Bases 1 to 1623 code for a protein of 540 amino acids. The transcript has a single exon. Gene Ontology annotation, cellular component: membrane. Lineage: Eukaryota; Fungi; Ascomycota; Sordariomycetes; Amphisphaeriales; Sporocadaceae. Gene Ontology annotation, biological process: fluoride transmembrane transport. The record is from RefSeq and is a predicted model, not a curated record. Gene Ontology annotation, molecular function: fluoride transmembrane transporter activity.
AUGCCUCAGAGUCAUUCGACUGCAGCUCACAACCGCAGCCAAGAAUCAAUCAAUUACGACGUACCAUCCUCGUACCGCAAUCUUGACGAUGCGGUCGACCCAGAGCCAGUGCAGGAUAGAGAUCAAGGGACGUUACGGCAGCCUAUUUCGCGAGAGGAUUGCCAUGACAAGGAGUCGGAGAAAGUUGUCGAAAAGCAGGCGAAUGAGCGGCGCUCAAGGCAUGACAUCGACCAUGGGCCAGUCGGUAGCCGGUACCGCCGGCAGUCUGCCUCAGGGGUCAAUUACGAUGUUCCGGACCAGUAUGUGAAUACGGCAGAGGUCUCAAGUACCGGACCGGUACAGAACGAGGAUGGAACAGGGCAGUACCAGCACCAAUUCCUUGAGGACAUGCGUGGUCGAGACCAGGACUACCUCCAAGGCCGAGCACAGCAACAUACAGCCGGACCUGGUGCAUCGCUGUCAAUUGAGGAGGUGGAAACGCGUGGGAAAAUGGAGGUUUCCGAAUUGGCCACACAGAUAUACACGGUUUCGUAUCUCAUCCUUUUCUCGAUACUCGGCACCCUCGCGCGACUCGGACUGCAAGCUAUAACAAGCUAUCCUGGAGCACCAGUCACUUUCAGUUCUGUCUGGCCUAAUUUUGCUGGAAGCCUUAUUUUUGGAUUCCUCGCAGAAGACCGCAAACUAUUCCUUCACGAAUGGGGCACAGCGACGUACGAACGGCAGAUUCGGAAAGCUCAGCGGCAAGCAGACGAGGAAUUUGGAGGACCAGGCUCGCGAGCGGUGGAGAUAGACCUGGCAGCAGCCAAGAAGGCUCACUUGGCGACCAAGAAGACAAUACCAAUGUACAUUGGUUUGGCCACAGGGUUCUGUGGUUCUUUCACCUCGUUUUCAUCCUUCAUCAGGGACGUGUUUCUUGCACUUUCAAACGACCUACCAAGCCCGGGUCUAGGGCCGGCUACUGUCCCGCGUCAUGGGGGUUACUCUUUCGAGGCAUUGGUGGCAGUUAUUCUGGCGACGGUCUCGCUCUCGUUAGGCGGACUGUUCGUUGGCGCUCACCUUGCCAUUGCUUUAGAGCGCUUCACACCGUCAUUCCCGAUCAGGCUGACGCGGAAUGUCAUUGACCGCGCCGCUGUGUUUCUGGGCUUUGGUUGUUGGGUGGGCGCCGUGAUCCUGUCUGCAGUCCCCCCGGACCGAUUCUCCCAUGGUCUCGGAGCAGCAGAGACGUGGCGCGGGCGGGCGACAUUCGCGCUGGUCUUCGCACCACUUGGUUGCUUGGGGCGCUUCUACGCAUCGCUCUACCUCAAUGGCAGGGUGGCCUCUUUCCCGCUGGGUACAUUUGCAGUGAACAUCCUGGGGACGGCCAUACUGGGAAUGGCGUGGGACAUAGCCCAUGUUCCGGACGGCGGGGUGAUUGGAUGCCAAGUGCUCCAGGGAAUAGAGGACGGCUUUUGUGGAUGCUUGACUACUGUGUCGACAUGGGUUUCCGAACUCGCGGCAUUGCGCAGAAAGCAUGCCUAUACAUACGGAGCGACGAGUGUUGUCGUUGCGCUUGCAUGCAUGGUUGCCAUCAUGGGCGGGCUGCGCUGGAGCGACGGGUUCGCCGGCUUGGUGUGCUUGCAUUAA